UAUUGUCCUUAGAAACAAAUUCUUCCCUAUAAAACUAGUUAGCCUUCUUCACAAUUCACAUCUUUCCCAUCAACGCACACUUUUGGUAGAAUCACACACAAAAGGUUAAAAAAAAAAAAGUCUAAAGGAAUCUGCAAAAUAAAAAUCCUCAACAAGUUCUUUUGCUUUGAACAAGAUUUGGAGCAAGAGGAAACAUACUUGAGCAUUCUUCAGGUUGUGAAAUUAUAUAUAACUUGCUAAGCAAUGGAAAAGAGAGUGAAUUACGAGAAUGAUCUCAACCUCGGGGCAACGGAGCUCAGAUUGGGAUUGCCCGGAAGUGAUGAAACUGAGAGACAAUGGACUCAUAGUAUCAGAAAUAAUAAGAGAACUUCACUUGAGAUUUCUGAAGAGUCAAGGUCCAAGAGCAGUUCUGGGGCGACAGCGGCUGGAGAUGAUGAUCACCAAGACAGUACUCCUUCAGCCAAGGUACAAGCUGUAGGAUGGCCACCAAUCCGAUCUUACAGGAAAAAUUGUUUACACACCAAGAAAAAUGAGGUUGAAGGGGCAGGUAAGUAUGUCAAAGUUAGCGUUGAUGGAGCUCCUUAUCUCAGAAAGAUCGACCUCAAGGUUUACAGAAGCUACCCUGAGCUUCUCAAGGCUUUGGAAAACAUGUUCAAGCUCACCAUUGGUGCAUACUCAGUGAGAGAAGGCUACAAUGGAUCUGACUAUGCUCCAACUUAUGAAGACAAAGAUGGUGACUGGAUGCUUGUUGGAGAUGUUCCCUGGGAAAUGUUCAUCUCCUCCUGCAAGAGACUGAGAAUCAUAAAAGGGUCAGAAGCCAGAGGCUUGGGAUGUGUAUGAAACACCCACAAAUUAAGAAUUGUUUAACAAGAAGGGAAUUUUCUUUGGCUUGGAUUAUCUAAAUUCCAGAAGGAAGAUCAAUUUGCUCUUCCUGAGAAGGGAGAGGCUAUUUGCUAGAGGAAAUUUUGCGUAGAUUGACAAGUUCACCUCUUUUUUCCUUUUCUUUUUGUUUUCCAUAUGAACGGAUGAACCAUUGGCUUCCUCCAUUUCAAAUUAUCUAUAGUUCUUUAUAAAGAAUAUAGCACAAAAUCAAAAGGCAGGAAAAAAUAUAGAAUACUUAGAUGAGAUCCAACCGUACAAAGGAAAUACUAUUGCUUUACCGUUUUUCCAGGAUAAGCAUAUGUUGCAAGAAGAUUAAAUGAAAGGUAAGAACUAUAUAUAUUUAUGUCUACAGUUUUGUAUGUAUUAUUUUGAUUUAGAAGUUUAAAACAAAUAACAAUGAUAAAUAUCUUUCGAUAUUUCCAAAUACGAUUUCAGGGAAACGAUAUCAAAUCUAGAUUUGUUCCCAAUUCAACCUGUUUUUUCCCGUUUUCACAUUGCAAACUUGAGAUAGAUGGUGUCGGAAUCGAAACUUGAAAGAAGAAUUCGAGGGCUGAAGUUUCAUUCAGCUGUGGGAAAUAUUAUUUCUGGAAUGAAACCUCAUAUAAAGUUCAUAACAGAAGCAUAACUUUUAGUAAAAUUACAUGGCAUAUCUUUAAAACCUGUUUAGGUUUAAUUGACUUAAGUCUUUUAACCCCUAAAGGGUUCUGUUUCAUUUGAAAAAUGGUUAAAAUUUUUGGGAUGGACUAACAAGAAACCCUUACUUUCACAUAUGCUAGGGUUUCUUUCCUGAUCAUGACACAGAGAUUUCGUAAUCGGAGAGAAAUGCCGUGGUCAAUAGAAUUCCUUAAAAUUACCGUAGAAUUUCAGAUCUGUUACUAAGCAACAUUCUACAGCAGCUGAAGAAGGUGAAGAAGGAAAGUGAAGAAAGAAAGGAAAUCCCAUGUUUAACACAAAUUAAAAGCAAUCCAUCGAUUAGCCAAAAGAAGAAAAUAUUUAUAGAGUACUAGAUUGCUUAGAAUUUAGAAUGGCGUGGC
Messenger RNA from Durio zibethinus, 1916 nucleotides. RefSeq names its product auxin-induced protein 22D-like. Gene Ontology annotation, cellular component: nucleus. Gene Ontology annotation, biological process: regulation of DNA-templated transcription. NCBI's taxonomy places the organism in Eukaryota, Viridiplantae, Streptophyta, Magnoliopsida, Malvales, Malvaceae. The record is from RefSeq and is a predicted model, not a curated record.